This is a messenger RNA of Didymodactylos carnosus, 645 nucleotides long. The record is from the annotation of a GenBank genome assembly. NCBI's taxonomy places the organism in Eukaryota, Metazoa, Rotifera, Eurotatoria, Philodinida, Philodinidae.
AUGGCAUCACCACAGGAGAAUAACUGUUCAGUAUGUUUAAGUUCAAUGACAAAAGGUGAAGAGCUGUAUGAAUCAAAGUGCGGUCAUCAAUUUCAUUUGGAAUGUAUAAUGAAAAACCCGAAUGACCUUUGCCCUUUAUGUCGAACGGUAAUGGGUGGAUUACUGAAAGCUGUAACAAUGAACACACAAGCACGCCCAAUGGAACAACUUUCUUGUGAAAGCACAUUUUUUUUAUCAAAAGGUCAGUGGGAUCAAAGAUUAAUUAGAAUUAUGAACUAUGAUCAUUACCAAAAUAUGACAAGUGAUCAAAGAGAUCGAUCUCAUGCUAAUGAUGGAAAUAAUUCUAAUUCGAUUCGUAUUUCAAUACAUGCAUUAGAUUAUGCAAGUGAAUACCGUUAUACUCCUUUUAAAAUUGAAUGGCAUUCAAAACUAACUGACAAGAAGCAAGGUCAAAAAUUAGUUACAGAAUUAUUGAAAUUUAUUAAAGAUGAUUUUGCUGAUCUUGACGGGCAGGAACCUUUCGUUACCGAGUGCAGUUUAACGUACGAAUUCCAUGGAGAACUCCGAGACGUCUCGGGGACAGAAUUGAUCGAAAAACACGAUUCAGGUGCUCAAUCGACUGAUGUCAUAUAUGACAGGGCAUAG